GCACCAAGCCAUGCUGAUGUUUGCUCGUCAGGUGCCCCAGUCCUGGAGCUGGGCACUUCAUCGUUCAAGGCCUUCUCCAAGAUGGUCAUUCUCUUUGGUCCACGGGAAACGCGCAGCUUCAACAGCCGCUGCGCUGGCAAAAGAACCUACACCUGAAGAAGAAGCUCCUUCAUAUCCAACUUAUGACCUCACGGACAACGACUUCAAGCGGCUCAAGUUUCAGAGAAACAUCGGUGUCUCUGCGCAUAUCGACUCGGGGAAGACUACGCUAACAGAGCGAAUUCUGUUUUACACUGGUCGAAUCCGCGAAAUUCAUGAGGUUCGAGGACGGGAUGCGGUUGGCGCAAAGAUGGACAGUAUGGAGCUGGAGAGGGAGAAAGGCAUUACUAUCCAGAGCGCAGCUACCUUUUGUGAUUGGGAGGCCAAAUCGCCUCUCAACGACGAGAAGCACAAAUACGCUAUUAACAUCAUUGAUACCCCAGGUCACGUCGAUUUCACUAUAGAAGUAGAACGCGCGUUACGAGUCUUGGACGGUGCUGUAUUGGUCUUGUGUGCUGUUGCUGGUGUACAGAGUCAAACUACGACGGUCGAUCGGCAAAUGAGACGGUAUAAUGUUCCUCGCAUUUCUUUCAUCAACAAAAUGGAUAGACCUGGCGCUAACCCCUGGCGUAUUGUGAAUCAAAUUCGUUCCAAGCUCAAGAUCCCUGCUGCUGCACUCCAAGUACCAAUUGGUGUUGAAGAUGAAUUUAAGGGUGUUGUCGAUCUAGUCCGUUGGAAAUCCAUUUACAACGAAGGCGAAAAAGGCGUAAACGUUGUAGAAUCGGAUGAAAUCCCGGAAUCCGUCCUCGAACUGGCCAAGGCGAAGCGCACCGAACUCAUCGAGCAGCUUGCAGAGGUUGAUGAUGAAAUUGGCGAACUUAUACUCAAUGACGAAGUGCCUACUCAUUCGCAGCUUGCGGAGGCUAUCAGGCGCUCCACGGUCGGGUUGAAGUUCUCUCCUGUCUUUCUCGGGUCUGCCAUCAAGAAUACCGGUGUACAGCCUUUGUUAGAUGGUGUUUGUGCUUAUCUACCGAAUCCAUCCGAGUCAGAGGUUAAUGCCCACGAUACCACUCAACCUACGUCCGCUCCGCCUGUACCUUUGGUCCCUGCUGCGGAAGCACCCCUGGUGGGCUUGGCUUUCAAGCUAGAGGAAGGUCGUUUCGGGCAGUUGACCUACAUGCGAGUCUAUCAGGGUACACUGAAGAAAGCCGGGCUGAUCUACAAUGCACGGACAGGCAAGAAGGUUAAGGUACCUCGCCUAGUUCGAAUGCACAGUAACGAAAUGGAGGACAUUGAAUCCGUUGGCCCCGGCGAAAUUUGUGCUAUCUUUGGUGUUGAAUGUUCUUCUGGUGAUACUUUUACGGAUGGUUCUACCAGCUUCUCCAUGACAUCUAUGUUUGUUCCUGAGCCCGUAAUUUCGCUCGCGAUCAAACCCGUCGGUAUAGAGACACCCAACUUCUCGCGUGCGCUCAAUCGGUUCCAGAAGGAAGACCCAACGUUCAGGGUUCAUAUCGAUCAUGAAAGCAAAGAGACCAUUAUAUCCGGAAUGGGUGAGCUCCAUUUGGAGAUCUACGUCGAGCGCAUGCGACGUGAAUACAAUGUUGCAUGCACGACUGGCAAGCCUCGCGUGGCAUUCCGUGAAACAAUUACUCAACGUGCGGACUUCUCGUACACUCAUAAGAAACAGUCAGGUGGUGCUGGUCAGUUUGCCCGUGUCAUUGGAUGGGUUGAGCCUAUGGAGUUUGAUGAAGAACUUGGGAGAGAUACUGCGUUCGAGAGUAUAGUUAUGGGUGGCAAUAUUCCUACGAACUUUAUUCCAGCCGUCGAAAAGGGUUUCUUCGAAGCUUUACUAAAGGGAUCUCUUUCUGGCAAUCCAAUCACGGGUUGUCGUCUUGUUUUGAAGGAUGGUGCUUUCCAUGCUGUCGACUCCUCUGAGCUGGCUUUCCGUUUGGCAACUAUUGGAGCUUUCCGCGAGGCCUUUUUGAAGACGAAGCCAGUCAUCCUCGAGCCUAUCAUGACCGUGGAGGUUGUUGCCCCUUCGGAAUUCCAAAGUGCUGUGAUUGGUGGGCUUAAUCAACGACGCGGGACCAUCAUGGACAGUGAAGUUCGAGAGGACGAGUUCACAUGUAUCGCUGAAGUGGCUUUGAAUGACAUGUUUGGAUACUCGAAUCAGCUUCGUGGAGCAACUCAGGGCAAAGGUGAAUUCAGCAUGGAAUACAAGAACCAUAUGCCUGUCUUGCCCAAUGUGCAAAAGGAAAUUGAGGAGGCUUAUCGCAAGACAUUACCUCAAGCUAAAAAAUAGAUCACACUUAAUAGCGUGCAUACAUAUAGACGCCUCUUUAGAUAUAUAUUGUAUUAAAUAGUAAACUUAAUACUGGAUUAUGCCUCACUCGCUCUCAAGGGAUCACAUCUCACGUACCGAGGUAAUAUGGGUAUGUUCUAAGCUGACGCCCCUAAGAUGAAUUACUGCGAGCUCGUAUUGCAAUUAUCGAUAAAUCUCUAGCUAGUCAUGUCACUGACGCAUUCCCAGGCACCGCGCAAAUUCUCUUUCCACAGCGUGACCUUCCCAUCGCCGCAGCUAACAGCCAGAAUAUUGCCAGCAAGGCUCCACGACACACGCCAGACGACGUCGGGGAAUUUGCCUGCAGCCGCUGGGCUGGGUGACGUGGCAGAAACUGACGCGGAAGACGGGUCGAGUGCGGU
Messenger RNA from Serpula lacrymans var. lacrymans S7.9, 2742 nucleotides. RefSeq lists its product as uncharacterized. The transcript has 12 exons. Gene Ontology annotation, molecular function: GTP binding; GTPase activity; translation elongation factor activity. NCBI's taxonomy places the organism in Eukaryota, Fungi, Basidiomycota, Agaricomycetes, Boletales, Serpulaceae. Gene Ontology annotation, cellular component: mitochondrion. The record is from RefSeq and is a predicted model, not a curated record. Bases 11 to 2341 code for a protein of 776 amino acids. Gene Ontology annotation, biological process: mitochondrial translational elongation.